Messenger RNA from Cantharellus anzutake, 2351 nucleotides. Its product is annotated as protein-tyrosine phosphatase-like protein. Gene Ontology annotation, biological process: regulation of exit from mitosis; microtubule cytoskeleton organization; positive regulation of cytokinesis. The transcript is spliced from 7 exons. Gene Ontology annotation, cellular component: mitotic spindle; centrosome; spindle pole. Gene Ontology annotation, molecular function: protein serine/threonine phosphatase activity; protein tyrosine/serine/threonine phosphatase activity. Bases 219 to 2351 code for a protein of 710 amino acids. NCBI's taxonomy places the organism in Eukaryota, Fungi, Basidiomycota, Agaricomycetes, Cantharellales, Hydnaceae. The record is from RefSeq and is a predicted model, not a curated record.
UCACGUGAUGCAUUCGCAAAUGACCGGCAUUUGAAUGGGGAGAAUCCACCUCGCGUGUUCAAGAACGAAACACCCGACUGAGUCGUGCUCCUCACACGCCGCGCGCACUCGAAGUGUCUAGAGGCCGUAUAACUCUAAUCUAUUAUCUGCAGUGCUGAUUGACAGCAUAAAACACUCUCUAUCGCGUUUGAACUGUGUCUAACUUUCUGGACACUGACAUGGCCACCCACGGAUGCGAGCCGUUGUGCAUGUUCUCCGACCGUCUCUAUUUCACAACAUUUCCGUGUCCUCCACCUUCAGCCACGCUCCUAAACCGCGACGCGGACCGCUCAUCACCACCUCCGCUGCGAAAGCAAGUACAGCCCUCUCCAUCACCACCCGAUGAUACCCCGCCAAAGUAUCAUUACUUCACAGUUGAUGACGACCUUACGUAUUUAUCGUUCUUUGAGGACUGGGGUCCCCUAAACAUCGCAAUGGUGUAUCGUGCAUGCAUAUACAUUCAUGAACUUCUAGAGGAUGAGAUGCUGCAAUCUCGCUGCUUGGUGCUGUAUUCAUCUGAUGAUCCCCGCAAGAAGGCUAACGCAGCGCUUCUCAUGGCUCUUUAUACUCUCAUUGUCCUCCGCCGUUCUCCUUGGGAAGCAUUUCAGCCAAUUGCUGAGCUCGAAUUCAUGCCGUUCCGCGACGCCGGACGUGGUCGCUCCGACUUCGCCACCAGUAUUCAUGACUGUCUGUGGGGCUUCUGGAAGGCCUUGCGGAAUGGUUUGAUAAAUAUGAAUGAUUUUAACGUUGCAGAAUAUGAGUACUACGAGAAGGUCGAGAAUGGAGAUUGGAAUUGGAUUACUCCAGGCUUCAUUGCAUUCGCCAGUCCUAACGAUCCCGUGUGGAUUCGGCAACAGAAGCGGCAACCUGGCCAAGCUACCCCGACUGCUUCCUCUUUCAGCCGUAAACUUCCUCAACCUUAUCAAAACUGUCUGGAUUACUUUGAAGAGCGGAAUGUCAAGCUCGUCAUUCGUUUGAAUAACCCCCUAUAUGAUAAGGUCACCUUUGAGGAAAGAGGGAUGGAGCAUCUAGAGCUUUACUUCGACGACGGGACAAAUCCAACGGACCAGAUUGUUCGUGAGUUUAUCUCUCGCUCUGAAGCCGUGCAUGAAGCAGGGGGGGUCGUUGCUGUCCAUUGCAAAGCCGGACUUGGUCGAACUGGAACACUAAUUGGAGCCUAUCUGAUUUACAAGUAUGACUUUACCGCGAACGAGGCUAUCGCUUUUAUGAGAAUUACUCGCCCAGGUUGCGUCGUUGGUCCUCAACAGCAAUAUCUUUAUCAGCAACAGCUGCAUUGGGCAAAGUGGGCGGCUUUGGAUCAAGCUCGGAAGGCAGAUCACGCAAAUACAGUGAUAACCGAGGAGCCAAGGACGAUCACGCCUCCACUGGAUGAUAAACCACUUCCCGCUGUCCCCGUUACCCCAUCGAGACCAUCGUUAAAUUCGAUGAAUUCUGUUGCAGAGGUUGAGGCUUUGCUUCCACCUGGUCAACCGCGGAAGACCCCUACUACCAAGCGCGUGGCACUCGAGAUGCUGGAGGAUGAAGAAGAGGAUUGUAUUAGCGACUCUAGCAGUCAACAUAGCGUUCUAGGGAAUCGGACUCCCUCGGCAUCAGCGACUCGCGGUGCUGCACCUGUGACCAAGCAACUUCGAUCGACCAGCCCAUCGGGGAAGACUGUCGUCAAAACAACCACCGCCAUAGCGGGAUCACCGGCCAAACGCGUUCAUGCUGCUCCCUCCACUGCACGUGUGACUCGUGCCACGACGCGGGCACAUGGUAAUCCUAGUCCACGCAAAGGUGGCGUAGCGUCCCAUACCCGAUCAGCUACUGUUAUUGCUCCUCUCAAUUUUGGUCCACGGCCAACUAAUCGCAUGCUAACUGCGACUGCAUCUAAGGGCCACAAUGCCUCUGCGGAUUCCCCAACUAAACUGGCUCGCGUGACCCUGUCCAAGAUACCCUCGCGUAAAUUAUCCCGCGCUGCGUCCCCUCCGUCCGCCCUCCCGUCUGCCGUUGCAUAUGUCGCAGCCUCCUUAGAGAAGGGGCCUGGAAUGAGGAAUUCCCGUUUGCCGACACUGGUGCCGAGUAAACGGACAUUCGGUGGUAAGCCACUUCCACUGAUCCAGAGUGCAGUAACGGGCAUCGGCGUUGUCCUUGGGACAGUUAGCGAAGGGUCAGUAGCGACGUUGAAGUCCCAGGAAGACGUUUGGAUGUCCAACACAAACGUCGUGGAGACUGGUACGAAAACACGGAGACCAUCCCUUCGACCAACGAGACGACGUCGUUCGAGUUUCAGCAACGCCGAUAUUCAAUAA